Messenger RNA from Leptosia nina, 1863 nucleotides. NCBI's taxonomy places the organism in Eukaryota, Metazoa, Arthropoda, Insecta, Lepidoptera, Pieridae. The record is from the annotation of a GenBank genome assembly.
AUGACUACGGCAAAUAUAACUGACCUAUGCAAAAUUUGUGACGGUAGAAUCGAAUGCGCGCCCACCGCCAUCUUGCUUAUAUCUUUGGUCCAUACGCUAUACGGACAUUUGGGCCCGGAAAUCGACUAUUUUGGCAAUAACAAGCAGGAAUUGAUCAGCACGGAAGACAAAUUGACUGUUAUUCCGAAACUUCGCCACCAUUACCUGGAGGAUAAUAAUGAUAGUACUAAAUUGAGUGAGUUCGAUUUUAUCGUGGUUGGAGGUGGAACGGCUGGAUGUGUUCUUGCUAGUCGAUUGUCCGAGAAUAGAAAGUGGAAGAUAUUACUAAUUGAAGCAGGAGCCGAAGAGCCAAAGAUGACAUUGAUACCAGCUCUCACAAGUGAACUACACGGUUCUUCAGUUGACUGGCAAUAUUCAAUGAGGCCGAAAAAGGGAUUCUGUCAAAAUCGCAAGGAAAACGGCUGCGAAGUGAUUCAAGGCAAAGUACUGGGCGGAACUUCGACAAUUAAUGAAAUGGCCUACAUAAGGGGCAGCCCUGCAGAUUACGACGAGUGGGCACUCAACGGUAAUGAAGGGUGGAGCUUCAACCAAAUUUUACCAUACUUUAAAUACUCCGAAGGGAACUAUGAUAAGGACAUAUCAAAAAAUAAAUUCUUCCACUCCACACAGGGGCCCUUAGACGUAGGCCGUUAUCCAUAUGUUGAUGAUAACGUCGAUGUUCUACUUAGCGCAUUGAACGAGCUAGGAUACAAUUACACCGAUGUAAAUGGGAGAACACAACUCGGAUUCAUGAGAAUACAAACGAUGUCGUAUUUUGGCGAACGAGUCAGUACAUAUACCGCAUUUCUAGAGCCCAUAAGAAAACUUAGGACUAAUGUUUACAUAGCCACCGAGGCCUUAGCAACUAAGAUACUAUUUGAAGAGCACGGUGAUAGUUUAAAAGCACUGGGAGUAGAAUUUAUUAAGAACGGUACAAAGUUAAAAGCGAAAGCUACGAAAGAAGUAAUUUUAAGUGCAGGUGCGAUCAAUUCGCCUAAAUUACUAAUGCAGUCUGGAAUAGGUCCAAGAGACUAUUUGGAGUAUUUAAAUAUACCUGUGCUGUACGAUUUACCAGUUGGUGCUAACUUUCAAGAUCAUUUAUCUGUUUGUCUACCAAUUAUCAAACUAACCAGAACGGCUACAACCACGAAAUUUACAGAAAAAUUAAAAGAUAUCACGAGUUAUUACACCAAAGGUCUGGGCCCGUUGUCAGCAAACUAUCAGGUUAUUGCUUUCCUUGAGUCUAGUAUAUCGGAGAUACUAGGCACACCUGACAUUGAAUUUCGGUUUAAAGGUCACGAUUCUAACAUGUAUUAUGAUAAAAUGGAUAUGUGUGUUUCUCUAAUAUCACCGAAAAGUAGAGGUCAAAUUAUAUUAAACGCAACAGAUCCUAUAUUCGGAACUCCUCUUAUUUACCCCAACUUUCUUAAAGAUCCCACGGAUGAGAAAAAAAUAUUAGAAGGUAUCCAAAAGAUAGUUAAGCUUUUUGACACAGAAGUGUUUAAAACAGCGGAAUAUGUUUUUGAUCCUAAACCGAUUUUAAACAAUGAAUGCAGGAAUCACGAAAGGGUGUCAGAAGAAUUUUGGUCAUGUAUCAUAAAGCACUUCUCUGCACCAUUACACAACUAUGCAGGAACAUGUAAAAUGGGACCGUCAAACGAUCAAGAAUCAGUUGUCGACAACACUUUAAGAGUAUAUGGAACCACCAACUUCAGAGUCGUAGAUGCAUCGAUCAUGCCAAAAAUUACCCGAGGAUCAACAGCGGCAGCAGUAAUUAUGAUAGCUGAAAAAGCUAGCGAUUUAAUUAAAAGUAAUUGGUACUGA